CUCCGGCUCCUCGCGGUGCAUGAUGGUCAGGUAACCGGUGGUGGUGAUAUCCCUGUUCGCUGCUCUACUCCCGAUUUCAGCUGCCGUUGCAUCUCCGGUUCUCCUGUAAUGGUGAAGAGACGAAGCGGCGGCAGCAGCAGCAGCGGCGGCGGCUGAGCUUCACUCACAGCUGGCCUCAUAGGAGGCGAGUCCCAAUGCCAUGGCUUCCAGCCACAGCUCCUCCCUAGUGCCUCGUGGUGGAGGCCGAGAUGGGAUCUAUCACAAGGAGCAGGAUCCCUUGGCCCCUCGGCGCCGGCCUGUCCGCUCCCUGCCUGACGUCUGCCCCAAAGAGCCCACAGGUGGGGGGCGGGGCUUGUGCGACGGCCCAUCUGUGGUGGCGGAGCACGACCGAUGGACGGUGUACAGCUCGAAGGUCAACCUCCCCGCCGCGCUGAAUGACCCCCGGCUCGCGAAGAGGGAGUCGGACUUCUUCACCAAAACGUGGGGGCUGGACUUCGCGGAGACGGAGGUGAUGCCGUCGUUCUACCUGCCCAACAUUGGCAGGGAGCACUUUGCAGCGUACCUGCAGGAGACGGCUCAGAGGGAAAAAAUCCAUGAACGCUGCAAAAGCAUUUGUCCCAACAAGGACGACCUGGACGCUAUCUCCAGUAUCACCACCAACCACGAAAAGUCCAGAGCUGAGCUGGAACAAGUCCCAAAGAUCUUCAUGAAGCCGGACUUUGCUCUGGAUGAUCCGAUCACCUUCAGCGCCGUCCUGCCCUGGUCGCACUUCAGCAGCUCCGGAGGGAAAAGCAGCCGCGACGUGGCAUCGUCCAAACUUCUGCAGGAGAAGCUGAGUCAUUACCUGGACGUGGUGGAGGUCAGCAUCGCCCGGCAGAUCUCCCUGCGCUCCGACGCCUUCUUCCACGCCAUGUCGUCGCAGCAUGAGCUGCAGGACCAGCUGCAGGAGACGCAGCGCGCCGUCGCCGUCCUGCGGGGACGCACCGCCGCCAUAGACCGCGUCAUGUGCCAGGGGCCGCUGCGUGCCCUGCGCACCGCGCUGACGCGCAACAACUGCGUGAAGCUGCACAACAAGCUGAAGCUGAUGGCGGCGGUGCACCAGACGCAGCCCACGGUGCAGCUGCUGCUCUCCACCUCCGAGUUUGUCGGAGCGCUGGAGCUCAUCGCCACCACCAAGGAGGUGCUGCAGCAGGAGCUGCAGGGAAUCCACAGCUUCAGACAUCUGGGCUCUCAGCUGUGUGAGCUGGAGAAGCUGAUCGACAAGAUGAUGGUGGAGGACUUUAGCAUGUACGCCCGCAGUGACCUGAGCCGCAGCCUGAGGGACGAGCCACUGGUCCUGGAGAAGGUGCAUAAACCAAACGCUGUUUCCCAGAAGGAGCGUCUGGAGUCGUUGGUGUUCGGCCUGCUGAGACAGAGGAAGCUGGACUUUCUGGACAUUUACAGUGAUGAGAUGAUCUUGGCUGCCAAAGCCAUCGUCAGUCAGUGUGUGGCAGAAAGUGUUUUUCACAUCGAAGAAAUCGACACAGAAGCCGUCACGAAGCUAGCUGAGCAGAUGCGUCUGAUGACGUUCCCUCAGUGGUUUGAGCUGCUGAAAAACGUCUUUGACAGUUUCCUUCUGUUUCUGCAACGAAUCAAGGCAACUCUGAGCGUGAUCAGAAACGUACUUCUGGAAGUUCUUAACUCGAACCAGAAGAACCGGCUCCUGGAGGAGGCGGGUUCAGGUGCUUCAGGCCACCAGUCUUCCCCUGAUCCGGCAUCCUUGCAGGGUGAGGCGGAGCUGGCGUACCUCACCCAUGAAGGUCUGUUCAUCAGCGAUGCUCUGAGUGAGGCCCAGCAGCAGCAGCAGCAGCAGCAGCAGCAGGUGUUGUUAUCCCAGGAUCCGAGCUCCAGGAUCCAGCAGGGUCCCCGCACCGAGGCGGUCGAUUCCGGAACCACAGAGAGCUUCGUCAUGUCUGGUGAACACGUGAUGCCGACCGAGACGGAGAUGAACCGCGUCAUCAGCAGCGCGCAGGAGCUGCUGCACACGGCGUCCGACAUCAGCCACGACCGCUGCGUCAAAGUCCUCACGGCCAGAGCCAAGGACGGCUCCCUGGAGCGUCUGAGCUCGGCGGAGUUCGUGUGUCUGUCUCAGGCUGUGGAGGGUUUCGUCAGGGACACGGAGGAGCUGUGCGGCAGGCGCAGCGUCUCCCUGAGGGGGGCGCUGCAGAGCCAGGCCAACCGCUUCGUCCACCGCUUCCACGAGGAACGCAAGACCAAACUCAGUCUCCUCCUGGACAACGAGCGCUGGAAGCAGGCGGAGGUUCCCGCCGAGUUUCAGGAGCUUGUCAACUCCAUCGCCGACGGCAAAAUAUCGCUGCCGGAACGCAAAACGCCAGGUCCAGACGAUGAUCCGAAGUUCUUUAUAAAUUAA
Molecule: messenger RNA, 2410 nt
Organism: Solea senegalensis (Senegalese sole)
Lineage: Eukaryota; Metazoa; Chordata; Actinopteri; Pleuronectiformes; Soleidae
Product: vacuolar protein sorting-associated protein 54-like
Exons: 17
Coding region: 200-2410 (736 amino acids)
Biological process (GO): Golgi to vacuole transport; retrograde transport, endosome to Golgi
Cellular component (GO): GARP complex
Molecular function (GO): syntaxin binding
Source: RefSeq, a predicted model, not a curated record